AUGAUUGAAGUUUUAUUUGCUGUACGAGAAGAUCAAUUUGAAGAAAAUCCAGCUAUUCCAACUAGUCUUGAUUUCGUUGCUGAAAUGAAUCAGCUUACAUAUAUGCUUACAUUAGAUAGUACAUGUAAACCUGAACCAAUAUCUGAAGAAAAACAACAUACAAUUGUUGAUGAGACAGAAACAACUUUAUUAAAACCUCGUCAAGAAGUGUAUCCAAUACUUGAGAAAGGUAUUGCUCCUGAAAAAUGUGGAUAUAUAUUACUUUAA
Messenger RNA from Rotaria sp. Silwood2, 267 nucleotides. NCBI's taxonomy places the organism in Eukaryota, Metazoa, Rotifera, Eurotatoria, Philodinida, Philodinidae. The record is from the annotation of a GenBank genome assembly.